UUCAGUCUUGGUUGUUCGCGGAUCGGUUCAGUUCAGAUUUAGUUCAGUUCUUGGACUUAUUCCUUCUCGGAGAGUUAUCGCUUGCAGACCGGUUCGCUAUUUUGCAUAUUGGUCUUUGGUGGAGUUUUGAGAAGGAAACCAAGUCCAAGCGGAAACCUAAGAGUAUCUUCACGGAGAAAGGAUUACUUGAGUGCAUCGACUCGGUGCAUUCCGUCCCCGCAGCCUAGAUUGGAUUUACAAUAGAGUUUGGAAAAAUGGGGUCCCGGCCCCAUCUUGUAGUGUCGAGAAGGACAAACGGUAGUGCAAGUGGUAUUAAUAUGUGGCGUAUCCUGGCCUUAUGUUUGGCUGUAACAGUCAUCUCGAGUCAUGCAUCAACGAUAAAGAACACAAACGAAGACAGCGACAUCGUUUUCGAUGACGGUCAAUCCACAAACAGAGCGAAAUCGCUGCUUCUCUCCGAACCGGCGAAAGCUCUUUUCGAUGACAUCUCCGUGGAAGAAAUGCUCCAACCGGUCGCUAGCGAUGCUCUCGUGAAUUCGCCGCGAGUCGCUCUCAUGGACGAUGACUCUAGCGAAGACGCAAAUGUGGAACUAGCAGAUGAUGAUGAUGACAAUGAACCCGAUGAAAACCCGCUCGACAAUCCCGCCGAGAAUGAAGUUGCGGCCGACAAUGCAGGUAAUUGGCUAACUAAUGGCGUACGACGGUUGAAGCGCGAAGUAAGCCGAUUGCUGGGUCAUGAGGAAGCAGCAAAACCACGAAAAGUCAGGAAAACAGAACGAAAUGGCAAGAAACAUGGUAAAGGCAAGAAAGGCGGCAAGAAAGCGAAGAAAGCUGAGAAAUUGUUGAAAAAGUCUCUGAGGAGGUUGCCCAAAAAAGAUGGACGGCCCAAACGACAAUGGGAUGUCUAUCCUACAGACGAUGAGGACGAUUUUGCUGCAGGAUCAGGAAAUGGAGCGCUUGAAGAGCAAUUGUUGCGACUGAGAUUCAUCAUCGAAGAAGCCUCUGAUCCAGAGUUCAUCGUCCGUGGAAGCGGAAAGUUCAAUGAGGUAGCAAGCUCCAUUGUUCAAGGUAUCCAGGACCUUUUCGCACGGGAAAUGCCUGGUACGCAUAUCGACGUGGAAGUCAUUGAGAUCGGGCAAUUGGACAAUUUGAAACAGAAGAUCACUGCUGACAUUCGUACCAAAACUGAUGUCAAUCCCGAGGAUAUCAGGAGAAUUUUGUUGAACCAAAUCAGAGAUUACCACAACAUUGGUGACUAUACAGUACCGAGUGAAGAGUUGUUCAAGUUGGAGACGUUGGAAGAAACAGGAAUAGACGAUACAGGUGCACCAGAUGAAGGCUACCCCCCUACCGAUGAAGGACGGGAUCAAACUCCAAUCCAGACUACAAGUGAAGCUCCCUACGAUGUGGCACCUCCAGAAAUACCAGCCGAACCACAGGAACCCAAUGGUGGAGAGGAGGAAGAGCCUACAGAUACGAACAUCGAUACGGCACAAACAGAUACCGAUAUCGACCAGGAGGUUCCAAAUUACGAGCUCAAUUGUCGGGAGUAUGAGUUCGCUUGUAAAGAUGGAUCAGAGUGUAUCCCAUUGGAACGAAAAUGCGAUGAUUACACCGAUUGUGCUGACAAUUCCGAUGAGGAAAAUUGUCCCAUUGACCAAGAUCGUCCUGAAGACUAUGAUGAGCCUCCAGCAGGAGUAUCAACAUCCCUCACUUCGGAAGAUCACACUCCCGGCUAUCCACCAAUAAAGUUGCACUUCUACGAUAAAACUGAAGGUCCUCCAACAUCGGAAGCACCAUUCAACCCUUACGGAAUUGUAUUCGAUAACGAAAACUACCCUCGUGUCGCUUAUGUAGAUACAUUUAAUGAAUACUCUCAUUUGGAUGACGAUUGUCCCAUCGAUGAGGUUGCUUGUCGAAAUCCCUAUCAGUGCAUUCCAAAGAGUGCUAUUUGUGAUGGUAAGAAAGAUUGUCUUGAAGGAUCUGACGAGGAAGAUUGUCUGAUGAUUGUGAGUGAAGAUAUCCAUGAUAUCUCUGAUAUUCAUGAGAUGGAAGUUGAACAAGCAGCUACAGGUGAAAAAUCCGAAGACACUGCAACAACUGAACCACCAAGCCAACCGUCCCCGGAAAGACCCUACGAACCAGUGGAACGACCAGUUGAACGACCAGAUAGACCGAUAACUGAAUUAGACGGUCAACCACCAAUUGAAGAGCCAGUCGAACCGUCAGUUGAAACACCAGUUGAAUCACCAGAUGAAUCACCAGUUGAACAACCAGAUGAGUCACCAGUUGAACCACCAGUUGAACCACCAGUUGAACCACCAGUUGAAACACCAGUUGAACAACCAGUUGAACGACCAUUUGAACGACCAUUUGAAUCACCAGAAAGGGAACCACAUGAGGAAUCACCUACUGAACCGGAAUAUAUACCACCAGUUGCUCCAUCAGCAACUUCAAGUCCAUACGAUGACGAUGGUGAUGAUUACGAGACAACCCCUUACGAUGAAUACGAUAUUGGUGGUGGUGAACGUAAUUUAGAAGAACCUUUCGAGAAGGAAAAUGUUCCCCAUUUGGGCUCCUCGCCAAGAUGUCGUGGUGACGAUGUCGUUGUUUGUAGAGAUAGAUCCGUGGAAAUUUGUGAAGUACAACGUUGCGACGGUACCCCCGAUUGUCCGGAUGGUGAUGAUGAAGAAGACUGUCCUCGUGAAUGUGAACCUGAUGAAUUCGCGUGUGAUGCAACCAGAUGCAUACCAAAAACACAACAGUGCGAUGGAAAUCCAGAUUGUACCGAUGGAACAGAUGAGAGCAACUGCCCGGAACCAGAGCCAGAGCCACAACCAACAGCAUGUUCACCAUCAGAAUUCAGAUGUAAUGACGGACGAUGCAUACCAAGCUUAUACCGUUGUAAUGGAAAUCAAGAUUGCGUUGACGGUGAAGAUGAGGAAAGUUGUGGACCACAAUGUCGAGUAGGCCAACAACCUUGCAGAGAUGGAAUAACUUGCAUCUACCCUGAUCAACUAUGUGAUCAACGUGUGGACUGUCCAGGAGGCGAUGACGAAGAAAACUGUCGAUCAGCUGCUAGACGAGCAUGUGACGAGCAUAGUGAAUUUGCAUGUUUAACUGGUGAAUGCAUACCAAAAGAACAACAUUGUGAUGGAGUAUAUCAAUGUAAUGAUGGAUCAGAUGAAAGCAAUUGUAUAUCGCACGAAAAACCGCAUCAACCUCCCACUAUACCACGGAUAGAAAACAAUUGCACUUCUGAUGAAUUCGCAUGCAUCAAUGGAGAGUGCAUUCAUAAAUUAGCAGUUUGUGAUCAAGUAGAAGAUUGCAAAUAUGGUGAAGAUGAAAGUUCCAAAUUGUGUAAAUGUGCCGACCAUGAGUUUAAAUGUUUGCGUGGCGGUGGAUGCCUACCAAAAUCAUUGGUUUGUAAUGGAGAAAGGCAGUGUUAUGAUGCAAGUGACGAAACGGAAUGUCCACUAUCAAAUCAUACGGACGGAAAUAAUGAAUGCCCAUCUGAUGCCCCAUAUCGUUGUAAAGAUGGAAAUUGUAUUGAAAAUACAAAACGUUGUAAUGGAAUCGACGAUUGUCCGGAUAAAUCGGAUGAACUGAAUUGUCCGCCAAGUUUAAAUUAUGAUUACGAAGAUGAAACCGUAGAAGUGGAUACUAGUAAAUGUGCUCACGACGAGUUUGAAUGCGAUAAUGGGACAUGUAUAUUACAAACUUUACGUUGUGAUGGCUAUCCUGAUUGUUUAGAUGAAACCGAUGAACAUAGUUGUCCUCCUCUUGAAGAUAUCGAAUGUACUUCGGAUGAGUUCCAAUGUGAUGGCCAAACUUGUAUCUCAAUUGAUGGAAGAUGUAAUGGUGUUCAUGAUUGUAAAGAUGGAACCGACGAAUUAAAUUGCACAAGCUGUUCAAUUGAUGCAUUCCAUUGUAACAAUAAUAUUUGUGUGCCCGAGAGUGCACGUUGUAAUGGACGUUAUGAUUGUCCCGAUUAUAGUGAUGAAGAUAAUUGCGUCGGUUGUCCGCCCGAUCAAUUUCAAUGUGGUGAUGGUCUAUGCUUAGACCGUAAACGUGUUUGUGACGGUAGACCACAAUGUUCAGAUGAAUCUGAUGAAGCAAAUUGUCCACACGAGGCAUCUACUACUAAAUGCGGUCAUGAUGAAUGGCAAUGUAAAAAUGGUCAGUGCAUUAACAUAGAGUUUUUGUGUGACGGGGUCGAUGAUUGUUCGGAUGAAUCUGAUGAAAAUUCAAGCACAUGUAACAGUGAAAGUCCAAAUAUCACAUCAGACGAUUGUACUUUUGAUGAAUUCUUCUGUGAUGAUGCGUGCCAUUCACGAUCAAUCCUUUGUAAUGGAGUAGUUGAAUGUUUAGAUCGUAAGGAUGAGGAGGCUUGUAUAACUACCACUUUACCUACAUAUCUGGAAAAGCCUCAACCAUCAUAUCCAUGCCCGGAACUUACUUGUCCUGGUAGCGGAAAAUGUUAUAGUUAUGCCGAACGAUGUGAUCAAACGCGCGAUUGUGAUGAUGGUUUUGAUGAAAGUGAAUGUUGCACAGCAUCACAAUUCAAAUGUAGGGAUGGAAGCUGCGUAGAUGGAGGUGCUCAAUGCGAUGGUCGCCGUGACUGCCAAGAUGGCUCCGAUGAGGUUGAUUGUCCAUCUAGGCCGGAACCCUCUCGUUGCUCACAAAAUGAAUGGCAAUGUGGUAACGGGCAAUGUAUCAGCAUCUUCAGGCAUUGUGAUGGACGACCAGAUUGCUCUGACUAUUCAGACGAAAGAGAUUGCGCUGGUAGAAGUUGCAGUCCAUUUGAAUUUCGAUGUGAAAAUGGUCCAUGUAUACCACGAAAUCUGCAAUGUAACGGUAUUGUUGAUUGCCCUUACGAUACAAGUGACGAAUUAGAUUGUGAAGUAUUGCGUCCAACCCCUCCACCACCAGGUGUAGAUCCCCAACUCAACUUGAAAACGUACCCGAACGAGCAAAUCAUUAAAGAAAGAUAUAUUAAGGAAGGUCGUGAAGUUGUAUUCCGUUGUCGUGACGAAGGACCCAGCCGUGCACGCGUCAAAUGGUCAAGAGGAAAUGGACUUGCAUUACCACCUGGUUCAACUGAUGUUAAUGGACGCUUGGAAAUUCCAAAUAUUCAGGUUGGCGACUCUGGCGAAUAUGUUUGUGAAGCUGAAGGAUAUCCACCCUCUACUCGAGGCCAACGAGUUACUGUUCAUUUAACAGUCGAACGAUAUGUCACACCACGCCCGGCAACAGCAUGCGGCUUCCACGAAGCUACCUGUAUGAAUGGCGAAUGUAUCUCCAAGAGUCAGAUUUGUGAUGGAGUUGCUCAUUGUUCCGAUGAAUCUGAUGAACAUGCCUGCAGCCAUGGACAACGCUGUAAUCCAGAUCAAUUCCGUUGCAUGAAUUCAAAAUGUGUGGAUCGUCUUUGGCGCUGUGAUGGAGAAGAUGAUUGUGGAGAUGGUUCAGAUGAGCAGAGCUGCGAUCCAGAGCCGACAGGAUCACCAUGCAGAUAUGAUGAAUUCCAAUGUGGAAACGGCCAAUGUGUGCCGAAGUCAUUCCAUUGUGACGGACGACCGGAUUGUAGAGACACGUCCGACGAAGUUGGUUGCAUGGCACCUGAAAUUAUCUCACCACCACCGCCACUAGUCAGUAUACCAGUUGGAGGAAUCCUGAAUAUAACAUGCCGCGCUACUGGAGUACCCACUCCUCUUGUCCUGUUCCGACUCAACUGGGGUCAUAUUCCAGACAACUGUGUCACCUCCAAUAGCGGCGGUGUAGGCCAUCUGGAAUGCACAAAUAUGCAACUCAAUCAUGCUGGUGCAUACUCCUGUGAGGUGAUCAAUGUUAAGGGACGUAUUUUCGUCACCCCAGACACAAUUGUCACCAUUAUCCCGGAUGAAGAUAUUUGCCCCGCGGGAAUGUUCAACUCACAAGCAAGCCGCGAAGAAGAGUGUAUCAAUUGCUUCUGCUUCGGAGUGGCCAGCCAGUGUAAGAGUGCCGAUUUAUUCACUUAUGCGCUUCCGCCACCGAUCCAAUCACAUAACGUCGUUGGGCUCGACACCCAAUCUGGACGCUCAGGAGAAUAUCGCGUUGGCGAAUACUCUGGACAUGAUCUCCUCAAAACACGACAUGGCGUCCAAUUCAGGGCAUCCGAUAUUCCCUACACAAGAGAGAUUCCGUACCUAUCGCUUCCAGCUGAUUACCAAGGAAAUCAGCUCAAAUCAUAUGGUGGCUACUUGAAGUAUGACCUUCAAUACAUCGGAUCAGGCGCUCCGAAUAAUGCUCCGGAUAUAGUCCUUAUUGGCAAUGGUUACACGCUUGUCCAUCGUGCAGGAUACGGAAUACGGCCCAACUCACCCAACAGAAUUUCAGUUCAAUUCACCGCAGGCUCAUGGUAUCAGGCAAACGGACAACCAGCAUCGAGGGAGCAUCUCAUGAUGGCUCUGGCCGAUGUUCAAUAUAUCCUUAUUAAGCUUCAGUACAUUGACUCUGCCGAACGUGAGGUUGAGGUCACGAGCAUCAGCAUGGAUUCAGCAGCGGUAGAUGAUAGAGGAUUAGGAUCUGCUUCACUCGUCGAACAAUGUAUCUGUCCAACAGGAUAUAUGGGAUAUUCUUGUGAAAAGUGUGCACCAGGCUAUGUACGAAGAAGGCAAGGAUCUUGGCUAGGAGUUUGUGUUCCCGAAGAACCUGAAACCUGUCCCGAUGGAACAUUCGGAAACCCAAGCCGAGGUAUUCCAUGCCGACCAUGCCCAUGCCCCUACACCAGCGGUGGAAACUACUUUGCCCGAGGAUGCUCUUUGGGAGCUGAUAACGAACCAAUUUGCCAUUGCCUUAAGGGAUAUGUUGGACGUCGUUGUGAACAAUGCGAUGCAGGUUACGAAGGAAACCCACUUCAACCUGGCGGUCAAUGUGUCCCAGUUCGCCCGACCUAUUGUGAUCAACGUGGUACUCAACGAGUUGCUGCCGAUGGAUCUUGCGAGUGUAAACUAAAGACCGUAGGACAGUACUGUGACCAGUGUGCCGCUAGCUCAUUCCAUCUGAAUAACAAAACUGCAUUUGGUUGCAUCGAUUGCUUCUGCAUGGGUGUGACGAAGGAAUGCACAAGCAGUUCUUUGUACCGUGAUAGUAUUCACUCCCGAUUAUAUGGUGGCACUGGACAUGGAUUCAGUUUGAUCACAAACUUUGAAGACCCCCAACCACUGGAAUCUGAAUACAAUAUCGCGCAAACUGGCAGGGAACUCAGCUUCCGAGGCAGAUACGAGGAUCAAGAGGUUCAAUUCUGGAGUCUUCCUAACGAGUUCUUGGGAAAUCAAUUGGGAUCGUAUGGUGGAUAUUUGCGUUACACAGUUCGAUACAAUCCACAUGAAAGUGGUGCCAUGUCGAAAAACAAUGCCCCAGACGUAGUCAUCAAGAGCUCAAAUGAUAUCGUGUUCGUGCACUACCGCAAGGAUGGAGUACCACCAGCUGGACCACAAUCCUACAGUGUACCAAUUUGGGAAGAUGAAUGGCAACGUUUGGAUGGAAAUACUGUCAACAGGGAGCACUUACUGAUGGCUUUGGCUGAUGUUUCGGCCAUUUUCAUCAAGGGAACCUACACCACAUUCACCGAAGAAGCAGCUAUCAGUGACGUCUCUUUGGAUACUUCAGUACCCCGAAACACUGGCAACGCACGCGCUUUCGAAGUUGAAGAAUGUAGAUGUCCUCCAGGACAUACAGGCCUUUCUUGCGAAGAUUGCGCACCUGGAUAUAAACGAUCAGAGGAGGGACUAUAUUUGGGCUUCUGUGAGCCAUGCGAAUGCAAUGGACACUCAGAAGAAUGUGACGCAGAUUCCGGACAUUGCUUGAAUUGCCGGGAUAAUACUGCUGGAAAUAGUUGUGAGCUUUGUGCCCCAGGCUUCCAAGGUGACGCCCUCAGUGGACCACGAGGUUGCCAACCUGAGAACCUCAUUCGAUGCGAGAACUGUGACCCACGCGGAACGAUCUCAUGUAAUGAUGGACGUUGUCAAUGCAAGGAUAAUGUUGAGGGAGCAAGGUGUAAUGAAUGUCGUGAAGGUACCUUCGGUUUGAGCGGCUCCAACCGGAAGGGAUGUUCAGAAUGUUUCUGCUCCGGAGUUUCAAGAACAUGCUAUUCAUCUAACUUGUUCAGGGAGCAAAUGGGUGUAUUCUUUGUAACUGAUAAACUAGCACUGACCGAUCAUGAAGGACAAAUUCGUAUUGCUGAUGAUAUUUCAGUGGAUCUUGAACAAAAUGAAUUGUCUCAUCAAUUCAAUGAUGACCGAAUGUAUUUCUGGCGAUUGCCUGAUAAACUUUUGGGUAACCAAUUGAAAUCCUAUGGGGGUAAGUUGCAGUUCGUUGUUGAAUCUGAAGGAUAUGGAGAAUACGUUCCGGGCCAAGAUGUAAUUCUGCGUGGAAACGGAAGGACCUUGGUAUGGUCUAGACCAAGAGGAUCUGAAGGAGGUUUGGUCACAGUUACCCUACAGGAAACUGACAACUGGCAACGUGUUGAAAGGAUCGGUAUCCAACCAGCUACUCGUCAAGAUCUCCUUAGUGUUCUGGCCAACCUGGAACAGAUUUUGAUUCGAGCCACGCUUAAGUCGCCCACCACAUCUUCACGAAUUCGUGAUAUCAUCCUUGAUACAGCUCUUUCAGAAGGAACUGAACCAGCAAGUGAGGUUGAAGUUUGUAGAUGUCCAGCAGGUUAUACCGGCAUAAGUUGUGAGACUUGCGACCGACUACACUAUCGCAAUACAUCUGAUGCAUAUACCGCAUUUGGCUCAUGCAUUAGUUGUCCUUGUAACCCUGAUGGCACAGAGUCAUGCAGUUUACAACCAAAAGGACAUGUUCAGUGUAAUUGCAAGAGUCAAUAUUCUGGUGAACAAUGCCGAUAUCAAGGCGAAAUAUCUACCACAACUUCCCGACCACCAGUACCAGUACCAACAAUCACGGUAACGAUUACAUCUCCAGCAAUUCAAAUUGUUGAAAUUGGCCGUUCCGUUACUCUGGAUUGCUCAGGACAAAUAAUUGCCACAGGAGUACCAUUGUCUGUAACCUGGACCAAAGUUGAUGGUGAACUACCACGUCAAUCCUAUGAAGACCGUGGUCGUCUAUACAUGCAAAAUCUCCAGGAACACGACUCUGGUGUUUACGUUUGUCAGGCUCGACGAGGACCAGAAGUUGCUGAGAAACACGUCACUGUUACAGUCGGACCCCCCAAACUCACAAUUCCAACAGUAACAAUUCAGCCAACCUACCAAACAUUCGUUGAGUAUUCUCCAGCUGAUUUGUAUUGUACUGUUACCGGAAAUCCACCCCCAGCCAUCACAUGGACUAAGGUUGGUGGAUACCUAUCACCAUAUGCACGUCCCGAAGGACCCUACCUACGAUUUGAUUCAAUCCAAAAAUCCGACGAAGGAUCUUACCAAUGUCAAGCACGAAAUUCAGUUGGUACAAAUGAAGUCCUGGUGCAAGUCUACGUAAUGGGAGAAACAACACAACCACCCCCGCCACAACCUCCACAACCAUCGACCGUUUUGAUUGAGCCACCAUCAUUCUACGGACGAACUGGCGAUGAGGUCCGUCUAAUCUGCAACAUUCGAACAAAUGAAGAUGCAAUUUACACAUGGGAGAAGGAUAACACCCCCAUCUAUAGCGGACACAUUGUUAUCAGGGAUAAUACUCUUGUCAUUGCUGGAGCAACAGCUCGUGAUACUGGAUCGUAUGUUUGCACAGCUACCGUACCAACCACUGGACUAUCAUCAAGCGCUCGAGCUGAUGUCUUGAUAGAGGAAGGAAUCUCGGGCACACCACCUAAAAUCAAAACUCUCCUUGAAGACAAUACUUUGAUUCAAGGACAAGAUUUCGCUAUCACUUGUGAAGCAACCGGUACACCAUAUCCCACGAUUAAAUGGACUAAAUUGCAUGACACUCUCGACUCAAAUAUACAACAAACUGGAAAUAUCCUUCGAUUCAUGAAUGCUCAACCAGCCAAUCGUGGUGUCUAUAUUUGCAUCGCUGAAAGUCCCUCUGGAACGGAUCAAGCAAGCACUAGAGUAGAAGUUGAACCACGUGAACGGCCUGUACUUGAAAUCCAUCCACGCGAACCACAAAAAGUACGCAUUGGAGAAUCAGCUAUGCUCAGUUGUCGUGCCAUCGCUGGCAUUCCCGAACCAAAAUUAUCCUGGAAACGACUUGAUGGCAAACCACUCUCAUCGCGCAUUAAGGAACUAUACCCUGGAACAAUGGUUCUCGAAGAUAUUACCAACGAUGAAGCUGGAGAAUAUCAAUGUAGUGCUGAUAAUGUUGCUGGACAUGUCAGUCUCACUGCCGUGAUUAUCGUACAAAGUCCACCGCAGAUUACUCUUGAUCCACCAGAAGGAGAAUUGUCCUUAACAGAGGGCGAUGAACUCAAGCUUACUUGCACAGCAACUGGUAAUCCAUCGCCCCAUGUAGUUUGGGAUCCACAAAUCGAACAAUAUCCUAGAGUGCUAGAUUCACAACCGACAUAUUCAAUUAGUGGGGAGGCCACAAUACAGUCAUACCAGGUUAAAAUGAGUGACGCCAAAGUUUAUACAUGUACCGCUACAAAUGAAGCUGGAACAGAUCGGAAAUACAUUAGCGUCAUCGUCAACAGACGACGCGGCGAUACAGGAAUCCACGAUAUUGAUACACCAUCAACAGAGUCUCCAUAUCGACCACCUUAUGUCCCACGACCUCCACCUAGACCCAACCAACCCCCAACUUCACUUCAGCCUUACAAGGUAGGAGUAGGAGAUCGCGCCACUCUUCUUUGUAACAUCGAAGGAAGCAAUGCUCGUACCACUUGGAAUCGGGUUGAUGGACGACCCUUGCCUCGCAAUUACCUUACCACAGAAAAUAGUUUAAUCAUCGAAGAUGUCAACUUUGACGCUGCCGGCCUUUAUCAGUGUUCCGUUAUCGAUAAUUAUGGUCAAUACCCACUUGUCACUGCCGAAUUAAUUGUUAUCGACAUUCCUCGUAUUACAUUCUCACCCCCAAUGCCAAUGAUCGUCCGUACCGGAGAGAAUGUACAGAUCUUCUGUAAUGCAACCGGAGAACAUCCUAUCCGUGUCGAAUGGCAUGCAGAGAAUCACCGACCACUGCCAUCAUCCGUUAUUGUGGAUGGAUACUACUUAAGAUUCAACUAUAUUACACCAAUCGACGCUGGAAGAUACUAUUGCUCUGCUUCCAAUGUUCAUGGUAAUGCCACCAAAGUUGCCGAAGUACUUGUGAACCGUGGAACCAUCGUCGACCGACCAGCAACAUCCAAUUAUCAUGAAGUCUACCUAGGGGACAGUGUUGCAUUGAAAUGCGCAGUGCCAUUGGAACUCUACGAGCCGGGAAUAAGCUUCAAUUGGCUCUUCAGAAACGGUCAACUAUCUCCAGAAUACGACCCAUCAAAUGAAACAUUAAUCUUACGAAACAUCUCGCAAUCUCAAACUGGAGAUUACACUUGCCAGAUAAUCUCUCGAGAUGGAGCUCUUAUCUCUGCCAAUCAGGUUACAGUCGCCGUUAAGAUAAGAGGAGCUCACGCCUAUAAUGAGGUUUAUUGCAUGGUUUUCUAUAUAUGUCCAGUGCAACCAAGAUUAUGUCGAUCGAAUGAUUUCAAGUGUGUAUCACAUACGCACACAUGCAUCCUGCGCGACAGGGUAUGCGAUGGUAUUUAUGAUUGUGUCGAUCAUUCCGAUGAAUUAAAUUGCCCGACAUUGAAGAGAUGGAAAAAGGAUCGACCGUAUAAUGUACAAAAGAAGAGAAAUCAUAUCGCAACCUCAAAUGCAGCUCCGGAACCGCCGUCAUUGCAACUGAAUCCACCACGUGCCUACCUUCGUGCUGGAGAAUCCACUGUUGUUGAAUGUAGCCCGCUGCCAAAUUACUACAACUCCCUUAUUUGGGAAAGAGCCGAUGGGCAGGCUUUGCCACCGCACAUCAAGCAAGAGGGCAACAAAUUGUACAUAGACAACGCUCAACUAGGAGAUACCGGAGAAUAUAUCUGUCGCUGCAGGACUCCAUCGAAUGGAGAAAUCAACGCCACUUACGAACUGAACAUUGAACCUGAAGAACAAGAAAGCUAUAAACGUCCCACUAGACAAUCUAAAGUACAACAUGCUGAAGUUGGCUCAACAGUAGUUCUAAAAUGUGAUGCUAACGCAUACCCAGCUACAUUUAAAUGGACACGACAACAUGGCAAGUUCAACCCAGGACAGGAUACCUCUGGUCCCACCCUCAACCUAUCCAACGUUCAAGCCAAGGAUGCAGGAGCCUACAUUUGCACCAUUUCAAAUGGAGCACAAUCAUCUGAUGCCAAGACCACUCUCGUCGUAACCGGUGCCAUUCCAUACUUCCCACAAGCACCAAAAAGCUACAUGUCCUUCCCAACCCUACAGAACGCCUACAUGAAAUUCAAUUUCGAAAUAACCUUCCGCCCAGAACGUGAAAACGGAUUGAUCCUGUACAAUGGACAAAAGAAAGGAAGCGGAGACUACAUCGCACUUUCCCUCAAUGACCGAUAUCCUGAAUUCCGUUUCGACUUUGGUCAAAAACCAACUAUUAUUCGCUCCGAAGAACCUAUCGAACUUGGCGAAUGGCACACUAUUAAGGUUAACCGUGUCCGCAAGGAUGGAUUCAUGAUGGUUGAUGAUCAACGUCCUGUUGCCUUCCCACCGGUCGCACAAUCAGUAGGUCUUGAUUUGAUUGGAAGCCUAUACUUGGGUGGUGUUCCAGCUUGGGAAGAGAUCCCGCCAACGUCAGUGGCUACCCAAGAAGGAUUUGUUGGUUGCAUAAGUCGCUUGGUACUGAAGGAUAAGACAGUUGAACUGAAUCAGGAAGCUUUGUUAAAGGAAGGUAUCACUUCAUGCGAACCUUGUGCUGAUGAUCCAUGCCAGAAUGACGGUGUAUGUCUGGAGAGCCAAACUGAAAUGGGAUAUUCAUGCAUCUGCCAGGAUGGAUUCACAGGCAAAAAUUGCGCACUAGAAGGAUCAUCAUGUGCUCCAGGUAUUUGUGGAAUUGGACGUUGUGAAAACACCGACUUCGGAAUGGAAUGCUACUGUCCACUGAACAGGACAGGUGACAGAUGCCAGUAUAUUGAACAUUUGGAUGAGGGAAGCUUGUCAUUCAAGGAUGGAAGUUACGCUGCCUAUAAGACACCCAAAGCCUUCAAAUUAGACAUUAAAUUCAAUAUUCGUCCUGACAACGAUGCAGAUGCCGUCAUCCUCUACGUUGCUGAGUCUGAAAAUGCCAAUGGAGACUUUGUCGCCCUUGUAAUCAAGGAUAAACAUUUGGAGUUGAGGCUAUACAUCAGUGCACAUCUGAAACCACUGAUCAUCCGCUCGAAAUCACCUGUCGUUCCACACAAAUGGACUCAAAUUCACAUCACUCGUAAAAUGGGAGUCGUCCACCUCAAGGUCGGAAACGAACCAGCCCAAAGUGGCCGCACUGAAGGACCUGCUCGCAGUGUCUAUCUUAAAACGCAUUUGUACAUUGGAGGCUACGACAGACGCAUCAAUUUGAACAAACACGUGGGCGUGACGAAAGGCUUCGAAGGAUGUAUUUCAAAACUUGAAGAGGGUACAGAUUCAAUAGACCUAAUUGCCAACAUUUUGGAUGCUGCAAACGUCCAGAACUGCGGAGAUAGUAACGAAAUUACGAAUCAGCUCCCACCUUCUAACGAGAACAGUAUAGAUUCCCAUACCGAUGCCUGCGCCCGUGAACCAUGCGAGAGCGGAGGGACCUGUGUCCUGACCGGUGACGACUUCAAGUGUCUAUGCCCACUAGGAUUUGCAGGAAAAUUCUGCGAUAAAUAUAUCCGUAUUGAAAACUCAGCCCAGUUCCACGGAGAUGGCUAUAUUGAAAUCGAUCGUAUAGCGUUUAGCAAUGCAACAGAACAACCUGAAAGUUUCGUGGCAAUCCUCUUCUCUACAAACGAACCAAACGGUCUUCUCCUCUGGUGGGGCCAAGAGAAGGGAGUCGACUAUGAUGGUCAAGACUUCCUGGCAUUGGCCAUUGUUGACGGUUUCUUAGAAUAUAAUUAUCGACUGGACGGCGAAGAAGCCACAACCAGAAAUAACGACUUCCGAGUUGAUGAUGGACAACGGCACGUUGCCAUAAUUAGACGUAAAGGCAAUCAGGCCGAAUUGGAACUGGAUCAUCUGGUGUACUAUGGUGAGACCCGACCAACGCCACGAACAAAGACCCAUUUGUCUGGAAAUCUUUUCAUUGGUGGCGCACCCGACCUGGGUAAAUUCACUGGUAAUCGCUUCAUACACGGAUUUGUUGGAUGUAUUCGUGUUAUUGAGAACGAAACUGAUGGUCCUAUCAAUUUGGCACUGCGUGCUAUUAGUUCAGUGAAUGCUGAUGAAUGUCCUGACGAUUCCGAUUUGGAUUUGGGCACAGAACCGCCAGUAGUUUAAGUAAAAGUCUAAAAAAAGGAAGAAACGAAUAUUCACUCUAAGCGAGCAUAAAUAAUGCAACUAAAUAGUCAUAACGAAGUAGACUUCCUCGAAAGUCAACUCAUUUUUAUAUAUGAUAAAAGAAAGAGGAAAGCAUUUUUUUGUUAAGCAUCAAAUCAAUAACAGACUAGGAUAUACGAAUAUUAAACUAAAAAUCAUGUAUAAAAUACAUUUUUUUUUAAAUAAUAAUUGCAAAGCAUCAAAAAUGUGUUCCCUACCUUGUUCAUUUUUGUUUAUAUUUUUCUAUUCAAAAGUUAGAAAGAAUAUUUUUUUUAAUGAAUUCAAAUAAUAUUUUGGGUGUAUAAAAUAUCUAAAUUCAAACCCUAACAAAACAAAUAGUCAGAAAAUUCAUAACAAAUAGUCAUGAAACCAGACUCCAAUAUUUACUUUGUUGUUCAUCUCAAUAAAUGUCUCCUAACGAUAUAAAAGCCAUACUACGCAAAUAAAUAAUUACAAAAAAAAAACAGUCAGUAUAAGCCAGAAAUAAAAAAAAAAUCAAGCAGCUAUAACACUAAUCUUAAAAACACAUAAGCCCUAAUUAAACCAGUGAAAAGAAACUGUAUAUGUAAUUUACUAUUAACCAAGAACAAAACUAACUCAAUAAAUAAGGCCAUAAGUGAAGAAAACAACGUAUUGAUUAUGAAAUUAUUUAAAAUUUUAAGCAAGUGUCUACGUGAUAUAAUUGUAUGAUGCAAAUUCAAAUCGAAUAUUAUUAGCUUAAAACAAAAAUAAUAAUAAAACAGCAAAACUAUCAUACACACGCACACAUAUACACUUGAUACUAGAAAAUUAUUAAAUACCAUCAAAUUCAAACAACAAAAACAAUAAAAAUAUUUUUCAAAAACAACCCAAAAACUCAACUAUUACUAAUAUUAAAUCCGAAAUAAAAUACAGAAUAUAUGAGAAAAGAACAACAAACAGAAAAGAAAAAUAUGUAACCAUAACAACAACAACAACAAAAUUCAACAAGUGCCAAAAUGUUAUUAACUAUUAACUCACUCAAUAUUAUAAAUAAAUGAUUUUUUUAAGAAA
Messenger RNA from Hermetia illucens (black soldier fly), 15494 nucleotides. It is a transcript of the gene trol, whose product is annotated as basement membrane-specific heparan sulfate proteoglycan core protein. Bases 255 to 14423 code for a protein of 4722 amino acids. Gene Ontology annotation, cellular component: plasma membrane. Lineage: Eukaryota; Metazoa; Arthropoda; Insecta; Diptera; Stratiomyidae. The record is from RefSeq and is a predicted model, not a curated record. The transcript has 56 exons. Gene Ontology annotation, molecular function: protein binding; calcium ion binding.